CUGAUUCUUUCUUUCACGACACAAAACUUCUUCUUCAUCCUUUCUUCUUUUUCCUUUCUUCUUCUCCAACAAUAUCUGGUUUCUCUUUUAUUUGUGAGGAUUCAAAUCAAGGAAUUCAACUUCAACACGGGCUGUUCCUUACCAACUAAGGAUCUCUUCUACCUUCCCCCAAUGGAAAAUUUAAUGAAAUAUGUUGAAUUCUACGACAAAGAUACUGCCACUCGAGGCUCCUCCUGCCGACGGGAAUCUCAGUCCACUUCCUCCUUCGCAGUUAAACGAUCAAGAAGUCCAAGAGAAGGCAGAGCAAAACAAUCCAAACAAAGCUGUCGCGACUCAUACGAAGGCUAUUGGAAUCAUUCACCCACCUCCAGAUAUCAAAGCUAUUAUCCAGACAACGGCCAAGUAUGUUUCUGACACCGGUUCGGAGUUUGAAAAGAAGAUUAUAGCUAAAGAAGCCGAGAAUGCUAGAUUCAACUUCUUGAAAAGCUCGGACCUUUAUCAUGCCUUUUACAAGCAGAAACUCACUAAAUACCGUGCUCAGAGUCAAGAUGGAGCUCAGGCUUCUGUUCUUAAACCUGAUUCUGCAGAUGACAAUGAAGCAGUUGAUGCAAAACCGGACCUUCAGGCUCAAUUUAGGGUCCCUCCUAAGGCUCUUGAAGCUCCAGAACCUGAGAAGUAUACAGUUAGAGUUUCUGAAGGGAUCACGAGCGAGGAGCUUGAUAUUAUUAAGCUCACAGCGCAGUUUGCGGGACGUAAUGGGCAAUUGUUUUUGAAUGGAUUGCAGAGUAGAGAAAGUAACAAUCCUCUGUUUCAGUUUAUGAAGCCAACACAUUGGAUGUUCCCUUUUUUCAAUGCUCUGAUCAAUGUGUAUUUGGACGUGUUAAUGCCUCCCAAAGAUUUCAAAGAGAAGCUGAGGAAGAGUGUUGCUGAUUUUACGACCGUUCGUGACCGCUGCUUGAAUCGUCUUGAAUGGGACCGUUCUCAGGAGCAGCAGAGAAAGAAAGAAGAGGACGAGAAAGAGCUUGAGAGAGUGCAGAUGGCUAUGAUUGAUUGGCAUGACUUCUCGGCUGUUGCAUCGAUAGAUUUUGCAGACGAGGAGGAUGAAGGGUUGCCACCUCCUACAACAUAUGAGGACGUUACAAGGAAGAGAAGAGUAUCAACGAUGGCAGAAGAUGGAAUUGUCGAAAUGGAAAUGGAUGAAGAAGAAGUUAAGCUUGUUGCAGAAGGAAUGAGAGCAACGACCCUGGAAGAGGAAGGUGGCUCUAUGAAGAUAGGAAAUGUAAACGGAGAAGAAGCAGCAUCUAUGAGAAUUGUUAAGAACUGGAAGAGGCCAGAAGAUAGGAUCGCAACAGAGAGAGAUCUGACUAAAGUUGUUAUAUCACCAAUUACUGGCGAGUUGAUUCCCAUUAACGAGAUGUCUGAGCACAUGAGGAUUUCGCUUAUUGAUCCCAAGUUCAAAGAGCUGAAGGAUCGGAUGUUUGCUAAGAUUCGUGACACCACUCUUGCACACGAUGAUGAGAUUGCUAAAAACAUAGUCGGGCUCGCUCGUCUGCGUCCUGAUAUCUUUGGAACAACCGAAGAAGAAGUCUCAAACGCUGUUAAAGCAGAAAUUGAGAAGAAGAAGAAAGAUGAGCAGCCUAAGCAAGUUAUAUGGGAUGGUCACACAGGAAGUAUCGGUCGCACAGCAAACCAAGCCUUGACUCAGAACUCUAACGGACAAGAGCAAGGCAAUGGCGUUUAUGGAGAUCCCAGUACCUUCCCUGGUCUAGCUUCUCUUCCUCCUUCUGGACCAGGUCUCCGGCCAUUACCACCACCUCCUAAUCUCGCCUUGAACCUCCCUCGUCCUCCUCCUUCUGUUCAGUACCCUGGUUCACCGAGGCCAUUAGGUGUUCCAGUGAUGCAAUCCAUGCAUCAACAACACCAGUUCUUGAUGCCCGGGCCACCUGGACACCUGUCGAUGAUGAUGAACCUAACACUACAAAUGCAGCCUAGUAUGCCUGUGCCUCCUCCACCAGGAUCACAUUUUGCCCAUCUUCAAGUUCCUAAACCUUAUGGUCAGUUUCCACCUCCUUCAAUGGGAAUGAUGCAACCACCACCUAUGUCUGGGAUGCAUCCUCCUCCACCACCAGUGGAGGCGCAACCAACUCUUCCUGAGGAGCCAGAGCCAAAGAGACAGAAGUUAGACGAGUCAGCUCUUGUUCCUGAAGACCAGUUUCUUGCUCAGCAUCCGAAAAUUUUCAAGGUUCUGCCACGAUCAGGGUGUCUGUUCCAAACGUGGAUGAUGGGAAAUUCAUUGAGAUCACAGUGCAGUGUUUAUCUGAAAACGUGGCAACUUUGAAGGAGAAGAUAGCCGGGGAGACACAAUUUCCAGCAAACAAACAGAAGUUAAGUGGAAAAGCCGGGUUCUUAAAGGACAACAUGUCACUUGCACAUUACAAUGUGGAAGAAGGAGAAGUCCUAACACUGUCUUUGAGAGAACGUGGUGGGAGAAAAAGAUAGAGACGCUGGUGGAUGCAGGGAAUUGCUUUUUUAUUCUCUUCUUUUUUUAUUUGGUGCUUUUUUAUUGGUGAACUAAACUCUCUUUACUGCUCUUUCUCUUAUCUAUGGAGUUUUAGAUGAGGAAUGAUUAUCACUGACUUAAAUUUGUUUUGUAUUUGCAGCUAGGCAACGAUUGGGCUCUGUAAUCUAAAAAAAUCCACUUUUUGGUGUAUGUCGAUCCACUGCUCGUUUGUCCAUAUGCAAGUGCAAGUAUAGUUGCUGGACAUUAAAAAAAGAUUAGUCAAUGUAUGAUCAAUCUAAGUAAUAGCCAAGAAGAAACAGAAUUUAGUAGAAACUACCGUUUAUGCCCAUUAAAGCAGAGAAUGCAACAUUGUUAAGACCAUCUUCAUAAACGUUUUCUGUUAAACU
Eutrema salsugineum is the source of this 2907-nucleotide messenger RNA. Its product is annotated as probable splicing factor 3A subunit 1. The record is from RefSeq and is a predicted model, not a curated record. The transcript is spliced from 4 exons. Gene Ontology annotation, cellular component: U2 snRNP; U2-type prespliceosome; catalytic step 2 spliceosome. Lineage: Eukaryota; Viridiplantae; Streptophyta; Magnoliopsida; Brassicales; Brassicaceae. The coding region runs from base 191 to 2338 and encodes 715 amino acids. Gene Ontology annotation, molecular function: RNA binding. Gene Ontology annotation, biological process: regulation of alternative mRNA splicing, via spliceosome; mRNA cis splicing, via spliceosome.